AUGUACAUUGUUAAAUCACCGGAACAACCGAAUCGAAUUGAAAUCUACGAGAAAACUGUGGAAGCAUUACAACCAGAAGUUGCAAAACUCAUGGCGAUUAUGCAUUUUUCUAUGAAUGCUGUUGAUACAUUCUGUAAUCAAGUUCGACGUUUGUGUCAUCAUGAGAAACGCAAAGAAUUUGUUAGUGAAGCGUAUCUAUUGACUUUGGGAGAAUUCAUCAAUAUGUUUGCGGUACUUGAUGAAUUGAAAAACAUGAAAUCAUCUGUUAAAAAUGAUUAUUCAGCUUAUCGACGAGCUGCUCAAUUUCUACGAGUGAUCAGUGAUUCCACUGCACUGACUGAAUCACAGAAUCUAUCCAUGUUCUUAGCAACAAAUGAUAAAAUUCGCACUAUGCUCAAAACAUCUUUAGCUCAAAUCGAAGGUUAUGAAGAAUUACUUGCUGAUGUUGUGAAUACAAGUGUACAUAUGUUUGAAAACAAACUCUAUUUGUUACCGAAUGAGAAACAUAUGCUAGUGAAAGUCAUUGGUUUCAGUUUAUUUCUGAUUGAUUCCACAGCGUGUAAUAUCAAUAAACUGGAUGGAAAGAAAAAAAUCAAUGUGAGCCGUAUCGAUAAAAUCUUUAAGACUGUCGAAGUUGUUCCAUUGUAUGGUGAUAUGCAGAUUGCACCGUUUAAUUACAUAAAAAAGUCGCCGAAUUUCGAUCCGAGUAAAUGGCCGAUUUGUAAUGAUGCAUCGUCAUCAUCAAUGCAAGGAAACCUCCUUAUGCAACUACCAGAAAUUCGAGAGGAACACGAACGAUUCAUUGCUGAUUUAGCUCGAUAUACAAAUGAGGGUGCAAUACAAAAAGUUAUGAAACGAACUGACCAAGAAAUGAAAUAUUUGUAUAAUAUGGCGUUGACAGGUUUACAAUUAUUAUCCAAAUGGACUAAUUCGAUCCUUGAAUUAUAUUGCUGGAAACUUCUUCAUCCAGCCGAUUAUCGUAAAAAUACAAGUAAAUACGAAGAUGAUGGCGAAGAAUAUGAACGUGCUACACGAUAUAAUUAUUCGAGUCAAGAAAAGUUUGCUAUGGUGGAAAUUCUUUCUUUGAUCAAAGGCUUACAAUUACAAAUGAAUCGAUUGACAGAAACAUUUCACGAAGCCAUAUGCUCAACAACAUACAAUGAAUUGCAAUUGUUUGUUCAAGUUCACAUCCGGGAUAUGAUUAAAAAAGUAACACAAAAGAAAAGGGAUCUAACGAAAAGUAUUCUGAUUGCGGUGAGAGAUACAUGUGUGGAUUGGUUUACUGGAAAUGGUGAAGCUAAUUCGAUUGAAGAAGCACUGGCAUUAGGUCUGAAAUUGAAUCAAAAUCAUGGUAGUAAAAAAGAUCAUAGUGAAUUAAAUCAACUGAGAUUAAAUAAACGUUGUGUGGGACCAUCGAGUACUCAGCUUUAUAUGGUUCGAACAAUGAUUGAAUCACUUUUAACGGAUAAGAGUGGCUAUGGAAAACGAACUUUAAGAAAAGAUAUUGAUUAUACCCAUUUGUCAUUGAUUGAACAAUUUCAUAAACAGUCAUUCUUUUGGGAUUAUCUUCUCAAUUUAGACGCCACAUCGAAAAAGUGUGCUGAUUUAAGUCAACUUUGGUAUCGAGAAUUUUACCUUGAAUUAACCAUGGGAAGAAAAAUUCAAUUUCCAAUUGAAAUGUCAAUGCCAUGGAUUCUUGCUGAUCAUAUUUUAGAAUCAACAAAACAGCCAAUGAUUGAAUAUGUAUUUUAUCCAAUGGAUCUGUACAAUGAUGCUGCUAUGCAUGCAUUAGUCGUCUUUCGUAAACAAUUUCUAUAUGAUGAAAUUGAAGCUGAAGUUAAUCUAUGCUUUGAUCAAUUGGUUUUCAAAUUGAGCGACAAAAUUUUCACUCAUUUCAAGUGUCUAGCAGCUUGCAUGUUACUCGACAAGAGAUAUCGUUCGGAAUGUCAUAUGAAUGGAAUCAAAGUCGUUUUUCCGUCAGCCAAUCGUUACGAUUCGUUACUUAAACAGCGUCAUAUUCAACUUCUCGGUCGUUCAAUCGAUCUAACGUUUCUACUAACUCAACGUUUAACAUUAUCUUUUAAAAAAUCACUUGAAACUGCUAUUCAACGCUUCGAAUCUGUUAACAUAACAGGAGUCAUUGAGUUGCAAUGUCUACUCGAAGUGAAUCGUUUGACUCAUGAACUGCUCUCAUCAUACUUAACAUUGGAUAGUUUCGAAGCACUUGUCAAUGAAGUUAAUCACAGUGUUGCAAGUGCGCUUGGCCGUAUAACGCUACAUAUUUUCUGGGAAUUAACUUAUGACUUUCUUCCACACUAUUGCUAUAACGGAAGCACAAAUCGAUUUGUUAAGACACAGCAACCACAUGUUAAUGAAACAACGCGAGAAAAGAUGUCACGAGAAAUCCCUGAUGUUCAACUAUAUGGAACAAGGGAACUUAAUCAAGCGUAUGAUAUUGUUAAUAAUCUCUAUCGAGGCUUUGUCGGUGUCCAACAUUUCCGCGCAAUGACUCGAUUACUUGGUUAUCAAGGUAUUGCGGUAGUUAUUCAAGAAAUGUUGAAAGUGGUCAAGAAUUUGUUGGAUAAAACAAUUCGUGAGUUCGUGGAAAAACUACGUGCUUGUAUGCCGAAACAAUGCAAACUUCCACGCUCUGAUUAUGGAUCACCGGCGAUUCUCCAAUAUUAUCUUCAUCAACUUCAUGAAAUAAUACAUUAUCCGGCAUUACAAGACGUAUUUCAUUGCUUUCGAGAGCUUGGAAAUGCGAUUCUUUUUUUUAUUAUGAUUGAACAAAGUUUGUCUCAAGAAGAAAUCAAAGAUCUAUUGCAAGCAGCACCGUUUCAAAACCUUAUCCCACGUCCGUACGCCAAAGAAGGAGAAUCACUUGAAGCAAAAAUUCGACGACUUGAAGCUAAAUAUGCUGCUAUGUCACUCGUGAAUAUUAUUAAAAAACUUGGCACAGAAAAGCAAGGAAAACUUGUCGAAGAAUCUGAUCUAUUAACACGCGAGCGUCUUUGCAUUGGUUUGACAACAUUUGAAGUGAUGCUGGAUCGCAUUCGUUCGUUUCUUCUUGACGAUCCUGUAUGGACAAAUAAUUCAGCGUCAGCAAUGAAUAGUAAUAUAAGUCCAUUGACAAACAUCGAUGAUACACAUGAUUUUCAUCGUAUAUGGAGCGCAUUGCAAUUCGUCUAUUGUUUACCAGCACGUCAUGAAAAUGAUUUGAAUGUUGAACAACUAUAUGGUGAAGGUUUAAAUUUUGCUGGCUGUACAAUCAUACGUUUAUUGAAUGAACAUCGAAAAUUCGAAACAUUCGAUUUUACUUACCAUCUAUUCAAAAUAAAUCGAAGUGACCAAAAAGAAGAUGAAGUUAAAAAUGUGUCUUUACCAACGUUUACGGAACGCAUACGGAAAUUUCAAAUACUUAACCAACAAAUAUUUGCUUGCCUCAAUAAAUAUUUGUGUCAUACUACAACAGAUGAAAUACCUGUUGAACAAGUGAAGUGUCUAACGCCAAUGACAUUACAAACAAUUCAAUCGUCGAUGCCAAUUUAUCAGCAUAAUCGUCUUCCAGGAACAACGAGCGAAUGCUAG
Molecule: messenger RNA, 3588 nt
Organism: Adineta ricciae
Lineage: Eukaryota; Metazoa; Rotifera; Eurotatoria; Adinetida; Adinetidae
Source: the annotation of a GenBank genome assembly